AGCCCAUGCGGCCAGUCCUGGGACAAACAUGGCCGACGGACACCGGAGUCACACGCUUUAUUGCCGCUUACGCGACCCCGGUUUGGGAGAUCAUGGAAGCGCCCGAGGACCUCGCGGCGGGCCCGGAUCCCGGCGCUGGGAACGCGACCCCUGAGCCCCGGGCGGGCCGGGUGCGGGUGCGGGUGGGGGCGAGCUGCUUCGCCGCGGAGCGGGAAACGCUGCGGCGCCACAGCGACUACUUCCGCGCGCUCUUCCGCUCGGGGAUGGCGGAGAGCGCGCGCGACGAGCUGCACCUGCGGGGCGGCGUCAGCGCCGCCGGCUUCGCCGCCGCGCUGGCCGCGUGCCGCGGCGAGCGCCCCGAGCUCGGCGGCGCCGAGCAGCUGGUGGCGGCCGUGGAGGGCGCCGCGUUCCUGCAGGUCGCGCGCCUGACGCGGCACCUCUGCGACGUCCUGGACUCGGACAACUGCCUCCUCCUGUACCGCGCCGCCGCCGUCUUCGGGGUGCGCGAGCUCUUCCACUGCGCCGCCCUGCUGCUCCGUGAUGCGUUCGAGGACCUGCGGGACGCGGCCGAGAGGACGAUCCCCGAGGACCUGAUACAGUACUCUCAAUCCCUGUCUCCUGCUAGCUACAUCGCUAUAGGAACCCAUUCCCCCUCCGUGGAGCUGCUGGGCGACUCCUUCCGGGUCGUCUGUUACCUCGACGAGGAGGAGGCGGAGUGGAAGCACCUCACCGACCUCCCAACGCUCUGCAGCACGUCCAUGGCCGGCGUGGCCGUGCUCGACAACCGCCUGUACAUCGUCGGGGGCGUCCACGGCUACGGGAAGGACGCGGUGGACGCCGGCUUCUGCUACGACCCCGGCUCCGGCGCGUGGACCGCGCUUCCGGGUCCCCGGCAGCCCAGGCACGACUUCACCCUGCUGGGACACGAAGGCCGGCUCUACGCCAUCGGCGGCGAGGUCCAGAAGCGCGUGGUUUCCACAGCGGAGGCCUUCGACCCCCUGAGGGGGGAGUGGAGCUUUAUACGGGACGCCCCGCGGCCCGUAGCGUCCGCGGCUAGCGCCGUCGCCAGGCGCCGGGUGUUCGUCUGCUUCUGGAAGCCACCCGACACCACGGAUAUCUUUGAGUACAUACCAGCAGAGGACGAAUGGAGGCUCGCCACCACCAUGCUCCGCCCCCAGAGCUACGGCCACUGUAUGGUGGCCCACAGGGACGACCUGUACGUCAUGCGCAACGGGCCUUGCGACGACUUCCUGCGUUGUCUAAUAGACCGCUACAACGUGACGACGGGCCAGUGGACGGCGUUGGCCGGUCACUACAUAAACAGCAAGGGGGCACUGUUCACUGCGACGGUCAGAGGGGACUCCGUGUUCACCGUCAAGCACAUGCUGACUCUGCAGUACCGCAUCGGCGGGGACGCGUGGCGGCCGCGCAGGCAGAUGAAGGGCUUCCCGAAGAGCGGCUCGCUGUGGACGUGUCUGCUCAGACUCCCCAGCGCGGGCCCGGUUACGCCGCAGCUGGACGCAGGCGGGAAGGAGGAGGAGGAGGAGGGGGGGGGUUCGGCCGGAGCUCCGCCGCGACUUUAACGUCAGAGCCGCGGUGAAAUACAGAGCGUUGCGGAAUAAAAACAGACAGAUUGCGAAGCGGCCCCAGCGUUGCUCCGUUCGGCGCGCGCGCGCGCGCGCAAACGCGCUGACGCUGAGCGUUCGCCGUGAUUGGCAACAGCUGCUGCCGCCGUCUAAAGCGGUGAGCGCGCGCGCUCGCGCUCGCGCGAAGUUCAAAGGCGCUGACGGAUGCUCUCAACCUCGCGCCCUGUGUUUUUCCUGAAGUCACACUGCGCGAGUUCAACAUAAAAUCACUGUGGAGGGAGGAAGCGCUUCCCGCAGCCGCGGGUUUGUGACUCUGGGAGCUGGUUGUGGUUUGCGCGGACACCACAGACUGCAUUUUUGUACGAACAUUAAAAUCUAGCGACGUGUGAUAUUAUUAUAUUCUAAAAACCCUCUCACUUACGCUUCUGGGGGGCGGCAGGUCUGGAAGGGUCUUCUGUGGGACUGGACCAUGUUUUGUUGCUUUUCCGUUGACCAGGGCAUCUGAUUUGUCAUCUAAGCAAUAAAAGCACGGAGGAAAAUUAAUAUAUUAACUCAUCUGACGUUUGUCAAAUUAAGAUGAAUGAUUUACAAAUAAAGUUAAGCUGCGCGCUGCUUCCCAACACUAAC
Betta splendens (Siamese fighting fish) is the source of this 2213-nucleotide messenger RNA. Its product is annotated as kelch repeat and BTB domain-containing protein 13. Gene Ontology annotation, molecular function: protein binding. Lineage: Eukaryota; Metazoa; Chordata; Actinopteri; Anabantiformes; Osphronemidae. The record is from RefSeq and is a predicted model, not a curated record. Bases 6 to 1583 code for a protein of 525 amino acids. The transcript has a single exon.